AUGUUCUCAAAUAGUGAUGAAGCUGUAAUCAAUAAAAAACUUCCCAAAGAACUCCUAUUACGGAUAUUUUCUUUUCUGGAUGUUGUUACUUUGUGUCGCUGUGCUCAGGUCUCCAGGGCCUGGAAUGUUCUGGCUCUGGAUGGCAGUAACUGGCAGCGAAUUGACCUGUUUGAUUUCCAGAGGGAUAUUGAGGGCCGAGUAGUGGAGAAUAUUUCAAAAAGAUGUGGGGGCUUUUUACGAAAGUUAAGUCUUCGUGGGUGUCUUGGAGUAGGAGACAAUGCAUUAAGGACCUUUGCACAAAAUUGUAGGAACAUUGAAGUACUGAAUCUAAACGGAUGUACAAAGACAACAGAUGCUACAUGUACUAGCCUUAGCAAGUUCUGUUCCAAACUCAGGCACCUUGACUUGGCUUCCUGUACAUCAAUAACAAACAUGUCUCUUAAAGCUCUGAGUGAGGGAUGUCCACUGUUGGAGCAAUUAAACAUUUCCUGGUGUGACCAAGUAACCAAGGAUGGCAUCCAAGCACUAGUGAGAGGCUGUGGGGGUCUCAAGGCCUUAUUCUUAAAAGGCUGCACACAGCUAGAAGAUGAAGCUCUCAAGUACAUAGGUGCACACUGUCCUGAACUGGUGACUUUGAACUUGCAGACUUGCUUACAAAUCACAGAUGAAGGUCUCAUUACUAUAUGCAGAGGGUGCCAUAAGUUACAGUCCCUCUGUGCCUCCGGCUGCGCCAACAUCACUGAUGCCAUCCUGAAUGCUCUAGGUCAGAACUGCCCUCGGCUUAGAAUAUUAGAAGUGGCAAGAUGUUCUCAAUUAACAGAUGUAGGCUUUACCACUCUGGCCAGGAAUUGCCAUGAGCUUGAAAAAAUGGACUUAGAAGAGUGUGUUCAGAUAACAGAUAGCACGUUAAUCCAACUUUCUAUACACUGUCCUCGACUUCAAGUAUUGAGUCUGUCUCACUGUGAGCUGAUCACAGAUGAUGGAAUUCGUCACCUGGGGAAUGGGGCCUGCGCCCAUGACCAGCUGGAGGUGAUUGAACUGGACAACUGCCCACUAAUCACAGAUGCUUCCCUGGAGCACUUGAAGAGUUGUCACAGCCUCGAGCGGAUAGAACUCUAUGACUGCCAGCAAAUCACACGGGCUGGGAUCAAGAGACUCAGGACCCAUUUGCCCAAUAUUAAAGUCCACGCCUACUUCGCACCUGUCACUCCACCCCCAUCAGUAGGGGGCAGCAGACAGCGAUUCUGCAGAUGCUGCAUCAUCCUAUGACAAUGGAGGUGGUCAACCUUGGUGAACUGAGUAUUUAAUGACACUUCUAGAGUUACAGUGGAGUCUCCAAUGGAAGCAACCCCAGUGUUCUGGGCAAGGGUUACAAAGUGAGGGCAGCGUCCAGAUCCCCAGAGCCACACAUAACAUGCAAACCCACCCUCACCCCCACCCACUCUAGUUCUGUGA
Molecule: messenger RNA, 1455 nt
Organism: Neomonachus schauinslandi (Hawaiian monk seal)
Lineage: Eukaryota; Metazoa; Chordata; Mammalia; Carnivora; Phocidae
Gene: FBXL20
Product: F-box and leucine rich repeat protein 20
Exons: 14
Coding region: 1-1269 (422 amino acids)
Molecular function (GO): protein binding
Source: RefSeq, a predicted model, not a curated record